AUGGAUACUUCCAUUUCACACAGGAAGAGAACUUUGCUUAAGGUCAUCGUCCUUGGAGAUAGUGGAGUUGGGAAGACAUCAUUGAUGAACCAAUAUGUUUAUAAAAAAUUCACCCAACAGUAUAAAGCCACAAUUGGAGCUGAUUUUGUUACAAAGGAGCUACUAGUUGAUGACAAACUUGUAACCUUGCAGAUUUGGGAUACUGCAGGACAAGAGAGGUUCCAUAGUCUUGGUGCUGCAUUUUAUAGAGGUGCAGAUUGUUGUGUUUUGGUAUAUGAUGUAAAUAUACACAAAACUUUUGAUACAUUAAGCAAUUGGCAUGCUGAUUUUCUUAAGCAGGCCGAUACAGAAAAUCCUGAUGCAUUUCCCUUUGUAUUACUUGGGAACAAAAUUGACGUAGAUGGUGGACACAGUAGAAGAGUUACGGAGAAAAAAGCCAGGGACUGGUGUGCUUCUAGAGGUAACAUACCAUAUUUUGAGACCUCUGCGAAAGAGAGUUACAAUGUUGAUGAUGCAUUUUUGUGCGUGGCUAAAGUUGCAUCAGAAAAUGAACAUGAACUAGAUAUCAGUUAUUUUCGAGGAAUUUCUGAAGCUCCUUCAGAAGCAGUAGAACAGGGAAGUGGUUGUGCAUGUUGA
Messenger RNA from Lathyrus sativus (Indian pea), 636 nucleotides. The record is from the annotation of a GenBank genome assembly. Lineage: Eukaryota; Viridiplantae; Streptophyta; Magnoliopsida; Fabales; Fabaceae.